CCUGGGUCCGGCCCGCCCCCCCCAGCACCCCGCCAGGAGCAGCUCCUUUGCAGUUUGCAGCACCGCAUGACAAAGGGAGAGAGGGAGAGGCAGAAGGGAAAAGAGAGAAGGGGAGAAAGCAGCCCAGGUCGCUGGGUUACAGAAAGCAGUAAAGAAGCUUCCAGGACAAACAAUCUUUUGCAAAAAUAUAGCUCUUUCAGGGUCAGGCGUUUUUGUUGUGAUUUUUUUUUUUCCCCUUCUGAUCAAGUGCAGAGGAGCGGUGCCCUCACCCCAGCAUACACCCAACCUGUCGGCCUGAGGGGCACCCGAACCUGACAAAGCAGAAUGUACCAGGGACACAUGCAGGCAGUAGGUGAAACCUUGAAGAAAAAGUGGCUCUGUCUUCAAAAAAGUGACCUGACCUUUGCUUUGGGGAAAGGCGCUAGGGCGGCCGAUAAGGCGGUUGCCAUGGUGAUGAAGGAGAUUCCGAGGGAGGAGUCUGCAGAAGAAAAGCCCCUCCUAACUAUGACAUCACAGGGGUGCAGAGGCCAAAAGGAAGCAGAAUCAAGUGAAAAACUGGUGAAUGAGCAACAAGAAAGCAGACCUCUUCUGAGCCCCUCCAUUGAUGACUUUCUCUGUGAAACUAAACCAGAAGCUGUUGCAAGGCCUGUAACAUCAAAUACUGCAGUGUUAUCAACAGGUCUGGAUCUCUUGGAUCUUAGUGAACCUGUCUUACAAACCCAAAACAAAGCAAAGAAAUCAGAGAAUCCAUCAAGAAGUGAAGGCUUAAAAGCUUCAACCCACAGAAAGAAGACAGACAAUUCUGACCUUAUCAGUGUGGAUACUGAGCAGAAAGUCCAGACUGUCAGAGUUUCAGACAAGUCCUCACUAGAUUUAGUUGAUAUUCAGACACAGCUAGAGAAAUGGGAUGACGUCAGUUAUCAUGGAGACAGGAGUAGCAAGGUCCACCCUUCUACUGAGAGAGGAUCAUCAUCAUCUAGAGCUCCAUCAAAAGAGCUUUUAUGGUCCACAGAAAACAGAUCACAGUCUGAGCUGGCUAACGUCAUCAAGGGUGCCUUGGACUCUGAGUCAACGUCAGAACUAGAACUUGCUCCUGCAACACAGGCACGAUCAACUAAGGAGCAGCGUUGGGGAGGGCCUCUUCUCUCCAGAAAUCACUCGUUGGAGGAGGAAUUUGAAAGAGCAAAGGCAGCUGUUGAGUCAGACACAGAGUUUUGGGAUAAGAUGCAAGCAGAAUGGGAAGAAAUGGCCCGCAGAAACUGGAUUUCAGAGAACCAGGAAGCACCAGGGCAAGUCACCAUCUCAACCAUUGAGAAGGGUUAUUAUUUCCAUACUGAGAAUCCCUUCAAAGACUGGCCUGGUGCUUUUGAGGAAGGAGUGAAAAAAAUGAAAGAAGGUGACCUGCCAGUUACAAUCUUAUACCUGGAGGCUGCUAUUCUACAAGAGCCCAAUGAUGCAGAGGCCUGGCAGUUCCUGGGCAUAACACAGGCAGAGAAUGAAAAUGAGCAGGCAGCUAUUGUCGCCCUCCAAAGGUGCUUGGAACUACAGCCAAACAACUUAAAAGCUCUGAUGGCCCUGGCUGUAAGUUACACGAACACUGGCCAUCAACAAGAAGCCUAUCAAGCUCUAAGAAACUGGAUAAAGCAAAAUCCAAAAUACAAGUAUAUCACAAAAAGUAAAAAAGGGUCCCCAGCACUUACCAGGAGAAUGUCCAAGACAUCAGAUGAAAGCUCAUUACUUGAAGAAGUAAAGGAUUUGUACCUGGAGGCUGCUCACCAGAAUGGUGAUAUGAUCGACCCUGACUUGCAGACAGGACUUGGAGUUCUUUUCCACCUGAAUGGAGAAUUUAACAGAGCAAUAGAUGCAUUUAGUGCUGCUUUAACUGUUCGGCCAGAGGACUACACGUUAUGGAACCGUCUUGGAGCAACCUUGGCAAAUGGGGAUCGAAGUGAAGAAGCUGUCGAGGCCUACACACGUGCUUUAGAAAUACAGCCUGGCUUCAUUAGGUCCAGAUACAAUUUGGGGAUAAGCUGCAUAAACCUAGGAGCAUACAGAGAGGCUGUCAGCAAUUUUCUCACUGCUCUCAGUUUGCAAAGGAAGAGUAGGAAUCAACAACAGGUUCCCCAUCCUGCUCUAUCAGGCAAUAUUUGGGCAGCACUUCGAAUUGCUCUGUCUAUGAUGGACCAGCCAGAACUAUUUCAAGCUGCCAAUGUGGGUGAUCUAGACAUUCUGUUAAGAGCUUUUAACCUAGAGCCGUAAUAAAAAGUAUCUACAAAUUGAUUAAGUUGUAUUAGGAAACAGAGACCUCUUUUAUUACUCAUCUCAAAUGACCACAUUUUCCAAAAGAUCAUGGCUGUAGAUCAGUAGGGGAAUUCUCCUGGACAUUAUUUGAAAAGGAAAAAAAAAGUUCAAAAGCACAAAGUAUUGUAAAUAAAUUCAAACUCCAAGGAUUGAAAUAAACUGCGGCUAAUCUGACAAAGCUCUGAACUAGAUGAGAUAGCCAUUUCUGAAGAAUCUUCAUUCCAUCCAAGCUGUAUUUCUCUAUAUAUGCACAGGUAUACAAAGAAAAAGAUAUUAAGAACAAACCCAGAUAAUCAUCAUUGCACACUAGAGUGGCAAGCAAUGCAUCCAAGGAACCUGCUUAGUAGCUCAUUGCACUUUGCUGACAUCACUUUGCCCUACAAAGUGGAUUCCCCAUCCUUUGGUUUCUUAGUUGAAAAGUUUUUCAAGGUCUUUUUUUAAAAUAGCUCUGAAAAUAGAUGCAUGUAAAAUUGAUGUAUUUUGUUUUGAAUAUAUUUAUUAGCUGUCAGUCAAGACAAUUUUUGCUUCCAAAGGUACCUUGAUUAAUUUGGGCCCAAUUCUGCAGGCUCAUAGAGUUGUAAACAAUGUGCAGUGUUAGGAGGAACAUUGUAAAUGGAGACCACGUACAAAGAGAAGGUCAAGUGUUGCCAGCAGAAGUGGCAAUUUGCACUAGAGUUGUUGUUGUUUAAACCAGCUACCCCAAAUCUAGGUCAGAGUAUGUCUGCUUCAAAGGAGCUCAUAGCAGGAUCUGCACUAUGUACUUAUGCACUUUAAUCUUUCUUUUUGUAAAAUAGUGCUGUACUUUUAUUUCAGUUACUAACACCAGAAUGUACGGGAUAGCCUCAUUGGCAUAAUGGACCAAAUACCAUUCCCUAAAAUGUGAUGAGAGGGUUUUCAAUAUUCUUGUGUUAAGAAUGCAAAUAUAGUAUAAAUUGCAAUAUCUAUUAGAAAGAUUAUUCUAUUAUGCAUCCAUUAGAUAUGACACACAUACAUGCAUGUGCAUGCCCAUACAUGUUGUGUGUGAAUUAUGACAUUUCAAAGCAUAGAAAGCCACAGAUAUGUAUUGCAAAAAAAGUCUUCAUAGGAAUGAAUGUCUGCAGACCAUGCUCAAGAGAAAGUUUUCCUUGAAAAAAUUGUUCUAUUUAAUGCUUGUAGGAUCAAGACUAAGAUUUGAUCCUGCUGUUACAGUAAGCAGAAGCAAAAGUCUCAGUGACCUCUGUCGUGGCAGACUGAAUCCUCAAAUAACAUUGGUAGUUAUAGCUGCUUAAAGAUGGUGUAUAUACACAAGCUUCAUGUUUCCUGACUGAAGGAACAGGGAACAGUAUUGGGGGCAGUACACUGCCACAUGAUUAAUGGAUAGAUUUGGCCACAAACACAUUUAGCUCAAGGUGAAUGUAUCAAUCAAAGACAGGAGUAGAAUUUUUUUAAGGAGGUAAUUUUCAGUUGCUGAUAUUUUAAAUAUUUUUCCAAAAUAGUCAAACAUAAAAAGUGCAAAUAAAUGGCUAGUGUGUUGAUCUGUGGUCAGGAAACCAACGUGCAGGGUGGCUAUUGGAAUGUUUUUAAGUAGGACAAAUAGCACACUUCCUUUAAACAGCAUUAAAAGAAAAAUCCAGCUUGAUCAGCUGGAUAAAAAAAUUGCAACUGCACAGAUCACAGAGAGGGCAGCUCUGUGGGAAUUGGACAGUUUCACCAGUACAAACCUGAAGUUUCUUGCAGCUGUCUGUUAUUUUGAGCAACCACUUAGAGGAAAAUUCCAUGUAAGACAGCAUAACCACUGCAUCUAAUCACCAAUUACUGCUUGUUUAAAAAAAAAUCAUUAAAAAAUGAAAGACUUAACACUCACUCUCUCCCCCAGAACACAGAUGCUGAAACAGCUACAGGAAUUUUUUAAUAGUGCUUUAUUAAUUAAUUGUUUACAUAUAUAUGACUAUCUAAUGAGCAUUUUGUAACUGAUUUCUGCAACUUUCUCUAAGGUUGGUUAUCAAGGACUGUCUGGGAACGUCAUUGUAGCUAAGUGGGCUGCUGUGUGCAUAUCUGCUGACAACAGUUUGCUCUUUUGCUUUGACAGCGAUGUGUGAUGACAGCUCUUUAUUGAUAAGGCAGAGCAGAAGGUGCAGUGCAAUUGAAUUUCAAAAGUGAUAAGAGAGAAGGGAGGAAGCUUUGAGAAGAGGCUGUAAAGCAAAGGCAUAUGUGCUUAGAUUUUGUUUGAUGCCCUGCCAUCACACAAGUUCUACUAGAAUAUCCUCUUGCUGUGAUGUAGGAUAAUCAGUGUUCAUCCAAAGGAAUGAGCUGUUCAGGAGCUUUAUUUUUAUACUUUGCAAAUAAAAUAAAAAAACCCAAAACUUAACAGCUUGACUUCUCAGAGUCAGAAUGAGAAGGGGCAUUUGGUACUGGUGGCAGUCCACUAAACCUCUUCUCCUCUAGUUUGUGGACAAGUAACACAGCAAUUCUGUUCGGUAAACCUGAUGCUGCCCCUGGUUUCCCCCAAAAGAACAGGCAGAGUAGGCAGCUUUUGACUUAUCCUGGGACACUGCUCAGAACUGCAUUCAUCUGCUGAUGUGUUUCCACAGCUAUGCCAGUGGUAAAAUGGAAAGUUUUCUGUGUAAACCUAGAGACCAAUUACCCAGGGCUGAACUCUGCCUCCCAAGGGGAUACUCAGGCCCCUGGUUCAUCACAAGCACUGCAGUUCUGCUGUACAGGACACCAAAGAGAUUGGGCACAUGCUCAGAGAUUAUCCCAAUUGUUCUCUCCUGUUUUGGCCUAUGGUUGGUCAACCCUGUACUGCUGACCAAGACACCACGUGAGAGAAAGACUAAAGCAGACUGACCUAUAGGGGGAUGGUGGCACGUCCCCUCAUACUAGAUACCAGUUCUGGCCUGGUCUGUGUGGGAGAGUGGCUGGUGACUGGGCUCACCUCACUCUCAACAGGUCAGGCUCAGCAGUUCUUGGUACUUCCAGGGACUUCUUCAGCAUCCUGGGCUUUAUUGUCUUUUAGCUCCCACUGCCAAGCACUGUCAGUGCAGGAGACAGGAUUAGGUGCCACUUCGAUCUGACCUCCUCAUGGCAUUUCUUAAAUAUUCAGUGGCAAGCAUAUACAUUUGCCUGAAACAGCAAGACAAAACAUGUGAGGAGGCUGCAGCAUAUUUACACUCUGAAGAGGAAAUUCAUCUACUCCUACUUCUAAACACACAUGAAGUAGGGUAAAUAAGGCAGGCGCUGAAAAAUAAGAGGUUGAGCCUGAGAGUGAAAGACUGGAAAUCUGGGUCCUGUUCUCAGUGAUCCCUGUGAGCCUGAUCAAGUAAAAACCUCCUGUCAUCCAUGACUUGCCAGGUGUUCAAGGAAGGAAGAUGGACAAAUAACAGCCAUUGCCUGUGAUGGCACUGCGUGAGAGCAGGGGAGUGCCACUCUCUCACAGCCUGCAUCAGUGAAGUCACCACUCAAUGUAAAUUGAAAGGUAACAGAGACAAGGUUCCUCAGGUCUACCUGAGGAAGCAGUUUUACAUGGAGACUAGCAAUUUCAGCAGAGAAGAAACUCGGAGACAUUUCAGGAUGGAACUGCACAGCAUCUAUGGGAUGAUGCUGAAUUAGGUUGCUAAAAUGGUUUAUCAUCAUUUUCCAUGCCUGUUUCCACUUCUUGUUACUCCUCUCUUUUUCCAGAGGAGAUUUAUCACUGCCAGGUAAUUGAUUCCAAGUUUUUGAGUCUUACAUCUAUUUUAUAUUUCAUGCAAUUAAAAACUGCUUUCCUAACCUCAGCUUGUGACUGUCCCUCUCCUCUGCAAAGCUUUAUGAAUAUGUAUGACCUAUAAGCCUGAUCCAUCAAGCUGACUAUAGACUGAAAGUCUAUAGCUUUCACAGGACUCCUCAGCAUUUUGCAUGAUCAGCUUGUGCACAUGUCUUCAGUCACCAGAUGAGAGCUGGCCUCUGAUACCACUGCACUUGCUGAGCAGGCACUGAAAUCAAAGUGAUUAUUUAUGGAGUGAGGCUUUGCAAUGAAAGCAAUAGGCUCAUUUCUUACUGAUCUCUUUAAAUUGUAAUGACUUUUGUUGCAAUAGACUGGUUGAUGUCAGUCUGAAGGACUGAUUUGAUCUUUAGGUAAACACGUAUACUUAUCUGUAUCUAAUGGUAUUUUCUUAUUGUUUGAUUCAUCACAACACUUGUAAAAAUAUUGAGGGGGACAUUCAAAUGACAGAACUUCACAUGACAAUAUUGCAUGCAACUGCAUUAACAAAUAACCACACUGAAAUAUUAACACAAAGCAUGCAGCAAUGCUACUCGAGUAUACAUUUACAGAAUGCAUGCAGAAAGCCCACACAUAAGAUAUUUUUAUACUAUUGACUAGUAUCUUCUAUGGGAUAUUUUAAAAGUACUUUGCAUUUGCCAAACUCAAAACUAAGUUGUUCAUGUUAUUUGGAAGAGGUUAGACUGAACUCAGAGCCCUUUUUAAAUCUCACCCUUAGAAAUCACUUUGUGUUGUGGAAUUCAUGUUUGCUUCAAGUAUUUAAUUAAUGACAGAUAUGAGCAGUAACAGCUUUUGCAGACAUGUUUUAGUAUCUUCUUAAGAAUUAAAAAGCUAAAUGUGUGCAGUUUUUACCAUGAAGAUGGACAUUUGGUUUUUCCCAUUGUCUUCUUCAGUCUAAACCAGAUAAUGCCAAACUACAGAAAAAGAUUCCAAGAAAGAGUGAAACAACCUGUGGCCUCUGUCUACAUUUCCUAUGGGUCAGGCUUUUCAAACUUGCCAUCUAGCUCUGAAGGGUGCUCAGUAUCUGACUGUCCUGUUUGAAAUAUGUAGAUGUAAAACUGAACAGAAUCUGAGUGUCUGCUGCAUCUAUGGAUUUCAGCUGCAGAAACUUAACUCGGCUGAAAGCUCAGAACACCGAGUUAAGCGAGAGGAGCUAAUAUGCUAACUUAGAUAACUUGGGCCUGUUUGUCAGAUGAAAAGGAGGACUCUGACUACACCAACAGAUCAGCCAGGUGAUCCUAUGAGCAUCUAUAGAGCAUAGGGCCUCCAUAACACAAAAGCCACCAUAGCAGAAAUAAUAACUGAUAACAUCACUGGCAGCAGCAGAAGCAAAACCCGAGGCCUAAAUCAUUGCCUGUUGGAGGCAGCGAGAAUUGGAGCGAAACGCAAAUUGGCUGCAGAUCUCUUUCGCCUAAAUGUGCAUCUGCAAAAAUGAGACAUGCUAGUUACUUUGCAUGAAUAACCUGCACAGUUGAAAACCAGAUUUCUGGUCACCAGUGUUGUCAGCUUAGCAGUCUGUACAGUGAAUUUAUGUAAUAAGUGUUUAUAAAAUAUGGAUUCUUCACAGAUAGACAUGAUAGACAAAAUGCACUGCCCAUUAUGGAAAAGAUGUAUGCAAUGCAGUAUUAUCUACUAUUUAAAACUCAUCUAUGCUAGAGAUCAGAUUCCUUCAUUAUAGUUCUACUAUUUUCAGACUGGUGAAAUAAAUCAGAGAACAGGAGUGCCAAGUGUGAAGAGAUCACUAAUGCUUUCAACAAACCCAGUCAAAAUGAAAAACAAGCAUGUCACAGAAUCCACAGAAAGUUUCAGAGCCUCAGCCCACAAAGCGACAGGUAUUUGGGACAGCAGAGAGGCAGAAGGAAUCUAGUUUCCUAAAAUAAACUUUACAAAUGCUUGCACAUGUGACAGCCUAUUGAGCAAGCUUGCAUGGCCAAGACUUAAUGUGCUUUGAUCUUUUUUCCCCUUCCACAUUUACAGAAUGCCAUUGACAUUGCCUAAAACUUUACUUUAAAUAGCCUUUUUAAUAUCAGUAAUUUAUUGUAAAUUCAGAAAAAUCAAAAUAUUUAUAAAUAUAUUUUAUAUAUCAGAGUGUAGCAUAUCUAGAGUAAAAUAAAACUCUAUAUUUGAGAGGCAUUCUGUGCUGCUUCUUCUCUAUGUUGUAAACUGUUUGAAAACCUUUGCAAUCUUGCAUCAGUUUUUUUGGCUUUAUUUUUAAGCCAACAUACAAGAAAGAAGUGAUUUUAGGGUUGGCAGAUGCUUUCACCUGAGCCAUCUGAAGAGCCCUGCUGCUGCAAAGACUUACAUUGCUCACCUUUUGUGUUGACAGUUAAAUGCAAAGCUUAGCAGUGGGGUGGGCAGUGGAUGUGGAGGUGGGAGUUCAGCCCUACACCUGAAUGUUUACAUUCUGUUACAAAGGUUCAUAUUGACCCAGAUUGAGAAUCUGAGUCUGUAAGUACAUAGGGAGUAAAAGAUUUGUUUCUUACUACAGGUAAUUUUGCCUCUGUCUACUUAGUGCAUUAUCAGCUGUGUAUAAUACUAAACACAGACCUGUAGUUUACUGAUGCUUUAAUUUAAAUGUUUCCUUGCACUGCUUUUUGAAAUAAUCUGUUAACUCAAAAGUGAACAAUGUGCAUAUUGGAUGUGUUACAUUUUCUAAGGUCAUAGAAGACUAUCUGCAGAGCACCACAUUUAAUGUAGUAUUUUUGUACUGUAAUGGAAGCAUGCCUUCCUUAGGUUCUUUUCCACAUAUUAAAUUGUAUUUAUUUACCUGUAUUUAUAAUUGUGCAUUUUUAAAAUAUGUUUUAAAAAUAAACUUUGUCUGUGGCUUCAAA
Messenger RNA from Apus apus (common swift), 8871 nucleotides. RefSeq names its product peroxisomal biogenesis factor 5 like (gene PEX5L). The transcript has 16 exons. Gene Ontology annotation, biological process: protein import into peroxisome matrix, docking. Gene Ontology annotation, molecular function: protein binding. Bases 325 to 2259 code for a protein of 644 amino acids. NCBI's taxonomy places the organism in Eukaryota, Metazoa, Chordata, Aves, Apodiformes, Apodidae. The record is from RefSeq and is a predicted model, not a curated record. Gene Ontology annotation, cellular component: peroxisomal membrane; cytosol.